Arabidopsis arenosa is the source of this 1865-nucleotide messenger RNA. NCBI's taxonomy places the organism in Eukaryota, Viridiplantae, Streptophyta, Magnoliopsida, Brassicales, Brassicaceae. The record is from the annotation of a GenBank genome assembly.
AUCAUAAAAAAAAAAAGAAAAAUCAAGAUCAUUGGAGAAACAAAAGAAUAUCAAUCUUUGGAAUAAGAGCUAAUGGAAAACAAUGGAGAAUUGAAUGCCCAGCCUGAAUUAUUAGGCAUAAUUGAUAGAACCCAUACCUAUAUGUAUGAGCAAUUGUGGAAAAUAUGUGCUGGACCUUUGUGCGAUCUUCCAAAACCUGGAGAAAAGGUUUAUUAUUUUCCUCAAGGGCACAUUGAGCUCAUUGAAGCAUCUACAAAAGAUGAGUUGGAUAAGAUAAGGCCACAUUUUGAUCUUCCAUCUAAGCUUCGAUGUUGUGUUGAUGAUAUUCAACUUAAGAUAGACCAAAAUACGGAUGACGUCUACGCAGAGAUUUAUUUAAUGCCAGAUACAACAGACGUUAUAACUCCUAUUACUACUAUGGAUAAUCAAAGACCAAUGGUUUAUUCUUUUAGUAAAAUUUUAACGGCGUCUGACGCCAACACACAUGGUGGAUUAUCUAUUCUUAAGAGACAUGCCACUGAAUGUCUUCCUCCGCUGGAUAUGUCCCAACCAACGCCUAUGCAGCAUCUUGUUGCGAAAGAUCUCCAUGGUCGAGAAUGGACAUUCAAGCAUUCUUUUAGAGGUACACCGCGGAGACAUCUUUUUACCAGUGGCUGGAGCUUAUUUGCAACAACAAAAAGAUUGAUUGCUGGGGAUGCUUUUGUAUUCCUUAGAUACUCUGGGACGAUUAUUGGUGUACAUGACAUGUCUCCUUAUUGGAAAGAUUCGGAAUGGCGAAGCCUACAAGUGCAAUGGGACGAGCUUUCACCAUUUCCAAGACCUGAUAAGGUUUCACCAUGGGAAAUCGAGCGUUUAAUCCCUUCGCCAAGUAUUUCCCAGUCAACUGUACUCCAGAAAAAACGUGCUCGUCAAUGUAAUGAAAUCGGUUCAACAUCAUCGAAUCUUUUGACAGGCCAAGAAAUUGGACAAUCGAGCUUGAGUUCUCCGACGAGUGUUCCUGAGUUUAGUUGUCGCGAUGCAGUUGAAGAUUCCAAGUUUCCUUCUGAUUGGCUAAUGAGUGACCUAGUCCCAGCCAUACCUAAACCAAACAAUAACAACAACCAAUUGGUUCAACCAAUGAAAGAAAAGAUAACAACUGAAGCAACCACUAGUUGCAUAUUGUUUGGAGUUGAUCUGACCAAAGCCUCAAAGACCAAAGAUCCCAUGGGUCCAAUUGAAGCAACCGAAGCAACCACUAGUUGCAUACUCUCUCAAGAUAAAAAGCUUGACCAAACCCUAACUUGGACAUCACCAAAAGAGGUCCAAAGCAGUAAAUUCAAUUCUACUAGACGUCGUAUCAAGGUUCAGAUGCUAGGUGUAGUCAUUUGCAGAGCUGUGGAUUUAACUGCUUUUCAUGGAUACAAUCAGCUGAUACAAAAACUAGAAGAACUCUUUGAUCUCAAAGACGAGUUACGAAGCCGCAAUAAAUGGGAAAUAGUUUUUACAAACAAUGAAGGACAUGUGAAGCAUGUCGGGGAUGAUCUAUGGCCUGAAUUCUGCAAUAUGGCGAAAAAAAUACUCAUAGGUUCAAAAGAAGAGAUAGAAAAAAUGAAGUCCCGGAACAAAGUCUCUCAAGCUAAAUCAGCAGUUUUAACAUCUUCUGACGUACCACCAAACGUCAAAGCAGAUUAUUAACGUCUCUCAUAAAGAUAAGAGAGUCUCAGAAUUUGUCUUAAAAUUUCGUAAAGAAAAAAAACAGUUUUUUGUUUGUUCCGUGAUGUAAUAAAGGGUUCGAAAAUGUAACCCAUGUUUUUACAGUGAUGUUGUUGUCCUUUGUGUCUCUAAUGUGUUUCUUCGUCGUUCAUAAAUGAAAAAUUCUCCUUGUU